Knipowitschia caucasica is the source of this 1887-nucleotide messenger RNA. The record is from the annotation of a GenBank genome assembly. NCBI's taxonomy places the organism in Eukaryota, Metazoa, Chordata, Actinopteri, Gobiiformes, Gobiidae.
AUGAACCUCAGUCUUCCUGAUCAGAGCAUGCACAGCUCGGCCGACGACGAGGACAAGCCCGAGGUCCUGCUCCCCUGCUUCAGAAGAAACAUGUACGAAGAAUCACUGCCCUCCACUCCUUACUCCAGCAGCUCCAUCAUCUCACAGCUCCUGCGAAAGACGCUCCCAGCCAAGAGGCCCAUGGACGAGGGUCACUACUUCCUGUGCAGCGCUGACUCAGGCCAGGAGGACCGCAGCAGUGUCUCUUCUAAGGACAGCAUGGCAGAGGCCCCGUCCCCCAACGUGUCCACAGGGGCCAGUGUUGAGGGAGAGCCCCCCAUCAGCGACCACCUACAGGCAAAGAGAGCAAGAGUGGAGAACAUCAUUCGUGUGAUGGCCGGGUCUCCAAUCAACCGGCCGCACGGUGAUGGGGAGAAGUCAGAGCUGGAGGGGAGGGACGGGAGGGACGGGAGGGACGGGAGAGACGCCUAUAGAGAGACAAACAAACGCAAACAACGCCUUCCGCAGCAUCAGGAGCACAGUCUAGACGCGGGCCGAAGAUCAGGCCGCAACGACAACAGCAAAGACGAGGAGUGCCACCGACUUAAAGAGCAACUCCACAGCAUGCAGCGCCUCCUACGGCAGCUGCAGGAAAAGUUUCUACAAGUUUACAACCAGGAAGACGCAGACGACGAGAUGAACCUGGACGAGAGCGCCGCCGGCUCCGAGGAAGACUUUGAACGCAAGAAUGGUAGAGUGGUGGAAGAGUGCAAAGACAGGGUUAAAAUCGGCUACGCCAGGGAAAGCUUAGAGGACGCACUGAAGCAAGAGCUGUCCCGCGCUGUUACCGAGUGCGUAGCUCGCGUUUUUAGGAAAAUUCCGCUUGUGGGGAUGUCUACACCCCCGCGAAUGUGCUCCUCACCGGACAUUGGCAUGGAAGGGAAGCCCACAAGUCAAGAGGCGGCGCAAAGCAGCGAAAUUCCGAUAAAGUCACGCUCAUUCGACUAUUACGAAGACCCGCACAGCCCGCAAGAUCAAACCGAAGCCCUGUCACUGGUGGUGCGUAAGCCAGUCGUGACUCCGCUCAACGCCCCGUCGGUGAAAAGGCCGUUCCCAGUGCACCAAGCGCCUUUUCAGUUCAACUACACGGCUCCGCUCCAUGAUAGCCAGAUUCUGGAGCACUUGCUGAAGUAUGGCCCACAUUCUAGCUUCCUCCCCUGCAUGCCGACCACCACCGCGUUGGACAGGAGCUCCCCAGACGCGGUGGAGCUGCCCUGGGACGCCAUCGCCAUGAGGUCCAAGGUCACGUCGGCGCACCUGGGCCAUCAUCCGCGUCCCUCCGCGCUCGGGCCGGACAACCUGUGCCUGCCCCACGUCAAGCUGGAGUGUGCCGAGCUGCAAGGGAUGGCGGAGAGGAACCCCUACAUGUCGCUCAAUAUCCAGGAGGGUCUCACGCCCAGCCAUCUGAAGAAGGCCAAGCUCAUGUUCUUCUACACCCGCUACCCCAGCUCCAACGUGCUCAAGACCUACUUCCCCGACGUGAAGUUCAACCGGUGCAUCACAUCACAGCUGAUCAAGUGGUUCAGCAACUUUAGGGAAUUCUACUACAUCCAGAUGGAGAAAUUUGCCCGACAGGCCAUUGUGGACGGGGUGGGGGACGUUAAAGACAUCAGCGUCAGCCGGGACUCCGAGCUGUUCCGAGCACUCAACAUGCACUACAACAAGGCCAACGACUUCCACGUUCCCGAACGAUUCCUGGAGAUCGCAGAAAUUACCCUGCACGAAUUUUACAACGCCAUCUCUGCGUCCAAAGACUCGGAUCCCUCCUGGAAGAAGGCCAUCUAUAAGGUGAUCUGCAAACUGGACAGCGAGGUGCCCGACGAGUUCAAGACAUCUUCCUAUUUAUAA